ACAUAGUCAAUUGAAAUCUCUUUCGUUUCAGACAUCAAGCUGAGAGAUACGUUUUCUAUCGUUUUGUGUUUCUUUUUUUAAACUGAGUCAUUUGUGUUUUUAUUUCUUUGCUUUUUUAUAGUUUCUUUAAAAGAUUUGUAACAAAUGUAACUAAUUAAAGAUCAGCGCCUCACUGAUUGCAGUUGAAAAUAUCUAAAGUUUUUUCUAGUCGCGCCAAUGCAUUUGCCAGUGCCAAAUCAAAAAAACAUAAUUGUUGCACUUUUGUGUGAGAAGAUUCUGCUCUCUAUUUGAUGAAAUAUUAAUUUUUGCUUUCAAAUUGUGCCAAAAUCAUAUCAACGACAUUUGUUGACAAAGUGAUUGUGUGUUUUUUAUUUGAAAACAAAAAUACAGUGCAUUUUUUCAAAAAAUAUAGGUAUAAGGUUUUAACCUAUAAGAACAAAUUAUAACCCUUUGUUAUAUAACUUUACUUUUUAAAAAGGAAAAGUGCUGAAAGAAAAACUUUGUUUUUCAAGUGAAAGUCUUUUUUAAAAUUAAUCAAAAACCCAAAGGAAGUUGUGUUCUAAAUUUAAAGCAACAUAAAGUUAUUUUUGGAUUGUGCAACAUAGUGAAAAUAGAUUUUUUGAAUUAAAGAAAAAAAAAAAAAGGAGAAGAAUAAAAAAAAAAAACCAGGAAUCAUGCCGGAAGCAAAUUUGGGUAUCUAUGCAUAUGCACCUGUGGAAGCAUCAAAACAUCUUCCCAUCUUGAAAGCCUCUGGUGGAAUUGGAGAUACCGACGGAUUUCCAGCCUUCGAUGCGGAAUCGGAAAAUUUUGCGGCGCCAGAUGAUCCCAAAUGGGGUUUCCGCAUUACUGGCGGUGCUCAAUUCCACAUGCCGAUCACAGUCUUUCAGGUAACAGAAAACGGUCUAGCUGACAAAGGAGGCAUUCGACUUGGCGAUAUAAUUGUUGAAAUCAACGAGAUUGACGUUACAAAUUUGCCAUUGGCCAAAGUGCAGGAAAUAAUAGAUUCAUCGGCAAAGAAAAUAUUUUUAAUUGCUAGAGGAAUGGAAGACGAAGAAUUCAACGAAAAUCCACAAGAAGAAGAGAAAGCAAUUACCUUGAGGAUUCCAAAACCAAUGCCACCACCAAAAGCCAGCAUCGAAGAACGUCUUCGUGAAAUGCAACGUAAACUAUCGGAAAUUGCUGAAAUUCCGAAAAUUCUAUCAUCAACACUCGAAACAGUGUCGCAGACUUUUGAGAAAUUUCUUCCACCUGAACCGAGUUCACACAAGCAAACAAAGACAGCAUAUGAAAGUGAUGAAAUGGAUUCGAUGAGCGAUGAAAACGAUGAAAUUCUAUCUGAACCUGAUAGUCUGGAAAUGGAAUGCAAAUAUAAAGAUUUAACUCCUGAGUCUGACUAUGUUUCAGAAAUAAAUGACUUUGAUAACGACAGAACGGAAACCAAUGAAGAUGAUAGUGAAUGUGAUGAAGAUGAAGAACAACAAUACACUUGGAAUUCAAGCAAUGUACCAGAAGUUAAUAUCGAAGAAGAGACUGAAGAAGAAGAAGAAGAACCUACAGAAGAGGAUUUAAUAAGACUUGAAAAACAAGAAAAGAUGGAAAAAUUAGAAAGAGCUUGGCCUUGGGCUGAUCGUGAAAAGAUUGUUUACAAACAGUCAACUUGUCAUCUUGUACCUCGUCAGCCACUUGGUAUUGUUGAAGAAAGAAUUAAACUCUUAGCAAAACAAAAUCUUCCGGGCUUUUACGAACGAAAGCAAUCUGAUAUCUAAUUUUGAUGCACUGCCAAAUCAAGUUGAAAACAUAUUCUGCUAAUCACACAACCGUGGUGUUCAAUUCAAUAAUUUUAUUGUAUAAAAUUUAUACUAUUCUAUAAGUUUUGAAAUAUUUUCUCCCUUAACCUAGAUUAAAACAUAGAUUUAACUCUGGUUUUCAAAUAAAAA
This is a messenger RNA of Episyrphus balteatus (marmalade hoverfly), 1937 nucleotides long. Its product is annotated as glutamic acid-rich protein. NCBI's taxonomy places the organism in Eukaryota, Metazoa, Arthropoda, Insecta, Diptera, Syrphidae. Gene Ontology annotation, cellular component: filamentous actin; stress fiber; adherens junction. The coding region runs from base 675 to 1766 and encodes 363 amino acids. Gene Ontology annotation, molecular function: actin binding; muscle alpha-actinin binding. The record is from RefSeq and is a predicted model, not a curated record. The transcript has 7 exons. Gene Ontology annotation, biological process: actin cytoskeleton organization; muscle structure development.